Messenger RNA from Bubalus bubalis (water buffalo), 2943 nucleotides. It is a transcript of the gene TMEM179, whose product is annotated as transmembrane protein 179. Lineage: Eukaryota; Metazoa; Chordata; Mammalia; Artiodactyla; Bovidae. Bases 164 to 865 code for a protein of 233 amino acids. The record is from RefSeq and is a predicted model, not a curated record. The transcript has 4 exons.
CCGGCGCAGCCACUGCGCAGCCUCCCGCGCGGCUCCGGCCGGGCCUGCGCGCGGCGCCGGGAGACUCAGGCGGCCCCGGCUCCCGGCCGGCGCCCCUCGCCCCGCGUCCCCAGCAGGCCUCGCCGUGUCCUCCGGCCGCUUCCUCGGCCCGCCCGGCCUCGCCAUGGCGCUCAACAAUUUCCUCUUCGCGCAGUGCGUCUGCUACUUCCUGGCCUUUCUGUUCAGCUUCGUGGUGGUGGUGCCGCUGUCUGAGAACGGCCACGACUUCCGCGGCCGCUGCCUGCUCUUCACCGAGGGCAUGUGGCUGAGCGCCAACCUGACGGUGCAGGAGCGCGAGCGCUUCACCGUGCAGGAGUGGGGGCCGCCUGCCGCCUGCCGCUUCAGCCUGCUCGCCAGCCUGCUUUCUCUGCUGCUCGCCGCCGCUCACGCCUGGCGCACGCUCUUCUUCCUCUGCAAGGGACACGAGGGCUCCUUCCUCUACGCCUUCCUGAACCUGCUGGUCAGCGCCUUCGUGGUCUUCCUGGUCUUCAUCGCCAGCACCAUCGUGAGCGUGGGCUUCACCAUGUGGUGUGACGCCAUCACCGAGAAGGGCACCGUGCCCCACAGCUGUGAAGAGCUCCAGGGCAUCGACUUGGAGCUGAACGUGGACAACUCUGCCUUCUAUGAUCAGUUCGCGAUUGCCCAGUUCGGCCUCUGGGCCUCGUGGCUGGCCUGGCUGGCCAUCACCGUCUUGGCCUUCCUGAAAGUCUACCACAACUACCGCCAGGAGGACCUGCUGGACAGCCUGGUCCACGAGAAGGAGCUGCUGCUGGCCCGGCCCGCCCCCCGGGCCGCCUUCCAGGAUGAGAAGAGCGCCGUCAUCUAGGCCGGCUGGCCCCCACCCGGGCUGGGGGCACGUGCUGCCCUGGGCCGUGGCCCUGGUUCUGCCCAGCCCCCACGCCUUGCAUGCCUCCCCUCGGCUCUGUGUGCAGUGCUGAGCGACCCCCUCACUGGGCACCCGGUUCCCACCCUGAACCGGCCUGGCAGCUGGCGGGGCUGGGGCCACCCUCAGCCCUGGGCCGGGGGCGCCUCCCCCAGGCUCCAUGCAGGGGCCUCCGGCCGUCCCUGGGGGUGAGCCUUGGGGAGGCCCCCGGCCAGUGGGUGUGCUGUGGUCAUGGCUCCCCACAGGCCUCAGCUGGAUGCCAUCUGUGUGACCUGCCAGGUCCCGUGGCAGCAGCCUGCGGCCCCAGUGUGGCCCCAGUGGGACCCCAGUGGCCCACGAUGGCCACACGUCACUCUCGUCACCCACUCCUGAACCGUGCAGGGGGAUGAGGAGCCCACCACUUGCGGGCCAAGCGCUGCGUGUGGGAAGGAGCCCCUCGCCCCGGUGGCCCCCAGGGCUAAGAGCCCCUCUGCGCCGGCUCCAGAGCCCCUGGGAAAGCACAGGGUGGUGGGUUGGCCUGGAGUCAGGCCGCAGCGGUGGUGCAGGCUUCCUGGGGGCCUGGCCUGGGGAGGCCCCAGGGCCCACCUGUGGGCUGGGCCUGUGCUUGUGGGGUGGAGACGUGGGCUCCGGAUGUGGGGGUGACAUCUUGCAGGGGAGAGGGGCCAGGUGCCACUGCGGGUGUAUGAGUGCAUGUGAGGCGUGUGAGGGUGUGGACGUGUGUGUGAUGUGAGUGCACGUGGUCACAGUGUGUGCGAGCAUGCGUGAGUGUGCACAUGAGCUUGCACGGCGAGGUGUGAGCGUGUGUGAAUGUGUUGUGUGUACACAUGGGUGUGCCCGUGCACAAGUGUGUGUGCGAGCGCGGUCUGUGGGUGGAGAGCAGAGCGGGCAGCUGUCUGCAUCCCCAUCCCCAGGGCCCCCCGUACCCCAGAGGAGGGGCCGCUUUCCCAUCUCAGGGGGCCCCGAGGGUGCAGUCCUGCUCCCGUGGCAGCAGGCGGAGGACCUGGGGGAGGACCCGGGGCCUGGGAUUUGGUGCUGAGCCACCUGGGGCUGCCUGGCUGUGGAUGCCGCUCAGGGCUCCCAGCUCAGGAGGCAGGCCUGGCCUGCGUGAUCGUUUGCAGUGGCUCCAUCUCCCUGAAAGGAGGGGCCUGGGGCGUCCAGAGGCCGUGGAUCUGGGCCUGGGUCUGGGGGCCCGUGUGGCAGGCGGCCUGGCCCUGGGAAGCACAGUGCAGGUCACUUGUCGUGAUGUGCUCGGCUGGUACCUUUCUGGAGGGGCUCGGGGCGGAGGUGAUAGAGGCUCCUGGCAUCUUAGAUGCUCUGGCCCUUGGCCUGGCUGGGGGUUCUGGCCAGAGGAUCAGGGACCUUGGGGAGGGGGUUUGACAGAACCUGAGGCCCCCAAGGGGAUCUGCCUGCCCAGUCCACUGGUCCCUGAGAGCUCCUGGUCUGUUCCCCACAGAAGGGGGUGGCUCUGCCUUGUCCCCCAGCAGGCGGCAGCCAUCUGGGCCCUGGAGGGCGAAGCAGGCCCUGGAUGUGGGCUUCUGGACUGGAGGCUCUGCUGCAGGUGUGGGUGUGCCGGGGCACUUGUGGGUGGCCUGGAGCGUCUGGGCAGCCCUUCGGUCAGACCAGCAGAGACCUGUGUCCACUUACAGGGCCACCUGCAGAGCAGAAUGGUCGCUGACAUACAGGCUGUCGUGGGCCAGCUGCACUGGCACCCCCAGACUUCCCAUCCUGCGGCUCCUGGGAAGGGCACGGCUGGCCUCGGGGAGGGUGCCCUGGGACAGGAGCCAGUGGCCUCGCAGUGGGCUGGGAGGGCCCCCUGGGGCUGGACAGGAGGGGCCGGCCGUGCCCCGGGGCCCCUGAGGAGGGUCUGCCCUGCUUCCUCAAUGCCUGCUUCUCCCCACUGCUGUUUGAUAAUGGACAUCCUAUUUUAAUUCUACUCCAGCUUAACUGAAAGUGAAGGGUCUUCAACGCAAAUGUAUUUAUUUCUCAAGUCAAAAUAAAAACAAAAAUACCUGAGCCUCUAA